Molecule: messenger RNA, 1485 nt
Organism: Didymella exigua CBS 183.55
Lineage: Eukaryota; Fungi; Ascomycota; Dothideomycetes; Pleosporales; Didymellaceae
Exons: 4
Coding region: 1-1485 (494 amino acids)
Source: RefSeq, a predicted model, not a curated record
AUGAAGAUCUCUUUUCUUAUUGCUGCGUUCUUACUCGCGCUGACCAGCGCCCGAGUCGCUCAACCUUUGUUGAGCCACUCCAAUGUAUCCACUGCUGGGGAUAUCACGACCACCUCCGGAACAAUCACGCCCCUGCCCUACCCUCCUACUUCAAAAAACGUCUGGAACACUUGCAAGUGUAGAGGCGAGAACUUCUGGAAGGCUAUGCACACUGUGAAAGAAGGGGCCGGCAAGCUGUUCAACCCGCCCCGCGACACAUCUGAGAGCACCUUCACCGAUACCGCGGAGCUGACUAAGUGGUCUUGGAACGAUGCAGAACCUCAGGCCACCUACUUCGAUUUCGCCAAGGCCUGGGGAGUGGACCACGUCUUGCGUGCGAUUGGAGUCUCCGACAAGGCCACGAAAGAUGGAGGCAGCAUCCAGGUUUUCAAGGCCACUCACGGCGACAGCAAUGCUAACGGUGGAGGCCAUGGUAUAUCUCCAUACAACGUGCAGCCACGAUACACAGCCAACGGAAGGACCUACCGCGUUACCGGCAGCGAAUACAACUUCGGUUUCGAUCCCAGCGGAGUACUCCUAGCUUUGGACCGCAAGUCACCUCAGUUUGCAGGCAGCAAGCGCAACCCUAGGGUUCAAGGAGACGGCCUACCGGAGCUUCAGUCGUUUUCCGAUGUUGCCUGGCUGAAAUGGAAGGGGGCCACUGGCCGUACACCCACUUCAAUGCGCUACUUCGCGUCCCUGUCGAUCACAAAUGAUGAGACGAGGGGAAUUAUUAACAUCGUGCUCUCCAGGGCAAAUUUCGAUCAACUCCCUGCCUGGCCAGGUCACGACGUGGAUCCCAACACUGAGGAAGGUGCAGCUCUGCUCGGGUCACCUAACGCCCUCGCGUUUAGCUAUUUCCUAGUCCAGCACAAGGCGACACUGGGGGAUCUCAAGAUCUCCAAGAUUACGAUCUUUAAGAACAGUCUCAAAUUUGCGGACCCCUGCUUACUUCUUGCUGUGAAGAAGGCAGAGCUAGUCCCCCCGAGGCCAGCACCAAAGCCGCCGAAGGAGCCACACCUGCCGCUCUUCAAUAACGCCAACGAUGACGCCUGGUACAAGGCCAAGUGCAAGGGUGCUAGCUUUGUGCGGGCAAUGCGCGGGUCAGAUCGAGACGCCGGUCAAGUUUUCAAGCCGACACGAGAUCCCGCUGCACCAGAAUUUGAAGACCUCGACUUCGACACCGCAGAGAAGUGGGGCUGGGGAUAUUCGGAGAAGAUUGCUUCAGGCGAUUUCAGAGACUGGGGCAUAGACCACGUGCUUCGAGAGCUGGGACUUUCGGACAAGUGCAAUGGCCGGGGCGGCAAUAUGGACUAUUUAAAUUUCGUCCACGGCUUCGAGCAACUUGAAGACGGCAGCUGGGACCUUGACCCCACCCCGUACGACGUGGAUGGCGGGAUGUAUCGCCGGUUGUGCGCACACUACGGCAUCGCUUUCGACGCGUAG